Molecule: messenger RNA, 498 nt
Organism: Aspergillus chevalieri
Lineage: Eukaryota; Fungi; Ascomycota; Eurotiomycetes; Eurotiales; Aspergillaceae
Exons: 1
Coding region: 1-498 (165 amino acids)
Source: RefSeq, a predicted model, not a curated record
AUGUUGCAUCAUCAGUGUCUGGAGGCUCAGAUCCUGGAGGAGCUUGCUCAGACAGCCCCCCCGCCCCCCAAGACUGCCACAUUGACUGAGGGAAAAGACAAGGCAUCACAGAUGGAGUUAAAGCAAAUGGACCCUCAGAUUCAAAUCAUCGACCGCAUUUGCCAAGCCAACUGCAAAUGGAAGCAUAAACAGCACAUUGAGAAUGGAGACUCUGCAUGGACCAGAGAGGGAGAGCUAUUACUCUACCAGAACCGACUAUAUGUACCAGACCAGGAUGAUCUGAGAGUCAGACUACUUGAUCAAAUCCAUCAGAAGAUUUCCACUGCGCACCCAGGGAAGAGCAAGACCCAACGGCUACUGAAAGAACGAGGAGAGCUGGAGUCGCGACAUGGAGCACUAUGUGGACAACUGCAUGACAUGCAAAAGGCUGAUUGGAAUACGAAACAUUUGAUGAAGUCCUUGGUUUGCAUUGCGACUGGAAAUGGGAAGUUCCUUUAA